AUGGUAUCAUCAGGUGUAUGGGCCGGCCAAAUUCCCCUCGAACAAGCCUACAGUCUUCAAGAAGUUGGAGGUGGGAAGCAGACCAUGAAACAGGAGCUCGAACGUAUUGGCUAUCUGGGUACAAUGGAAUCCAGCUUUAGCGCAAUGCCUAUCGCAGCAAAGAAAUUGGUGCCCGCGAUGCUCACGGCAGCAAAGAUGAUACUACACUCGCAUCGCCUCGCAACGAAGCACUCUUGUUUGGCAAGUACCGGCAUCUUAACCUUGAAACCUGGAAGCACGAACACUGUUCCAGGAUUUGUUCGUUUUUCACUUGACAUCCGAGCCGGUGAAGACGACCGCUUGAUGAUGCUGGAACACGAGCUCAAAGUUGAUUUUGAUAAGAUCGCAAAGAAUGAAGCAGUGGAUGAUUUGAGCGAGAGCGGAACUAUUGGCAGAGGGUGCACUGUGGAAUGGACUCUUGAUGCACCAAGUGAAGCCAUCGAAUUCGACGAAAAUUGCAUUCGUUGCGUGGACGAGAGCGCAAGAGAUCUUUUCGGAGAUGAAUAUGAGAAACUCACCCAGGCAAUGAUUAGUGGGGCUGGGCAGUACGACUUUCCCGGCCCCAAAUUUUUUGUGGAUAUCUUCAUGUUUUGGGAAUCCACACACAUCUUUCAUGAGCUCAAUCCCCUUUUGUAA
Molecule: messenger RNA, 675 nt
Organism: Letharia lupina
Lineage: Eukaryota; Fungi; Ascomycota; Lecanoromycetes; Lecanorales; Parmeliaceae
Exons: 3
Coding region: 1-675 (224 amino acids)
Molecular function (GO): hydrolase activity, acting on carbon-nitrogen (but not peptide) bonds, in linear amidines
Source: RefSeq, a predicted model, not a curated record